Molecule: messenger RNA, 6287 nt
Organism: Scylla paramamosain (green mud crab)
Lineage: Eukaryota; Metazoa; Arthropoda; Malacostraca; Decapoda; Portunidae
Gene: Tsp97E
Product: tetraspanin-13-like
Exons: 7
Coding region: 101-778 (225 amino acids)
Cellular component (GO): plasma membrane
Source: RefSeq, a predicted model, not a curated record
GAGAGUCACUCAGUCAGAAGCAAUCGAUAGUGUUUUCUUGAGUGUCGCGGGAGGUGUACGUUGAUCACUUUGCUCUCUCGUCUCUAAUACCGCCGCCAAGAUGUGUGGGGGAUUCACAUGCUCCAAAAACAGCCUCCUGGCACUCAACAUACUGUACAUCAUCGUGGCGUUUAUCAUGAUCGGUGUGGCAGCAGGAGCAAACAUGUCUUCAAUUGUCACCUCCUUGUCGUUGGUGUCUGGCAUCAUAGCAUGUGCUGUGUUUCUCCUAUUCAUAUCCAUAGUGGGUCUCAUCGGUGCCAGCAAGCACCACCAGGUGAUGCUGUUCUUCUACAUGAUUGUGCUGUUCAUCAUAUUCAUCAUCCAGUUCUCGGUAGCCUGUGCCUGCCUGGCCAUCAAUGAGGACCAAGAGAGGCUGGUUGCUGCUAAUGGAUGGAAGGAAAGCGGAGACUCCAUACGAACAGAUGCACAGAACUGGUUUAGGUGCUGUGGCUACAAGAACUUUGAACCCAACAUGACCCAGGAAGUCGACCACCCCUCAUGUCUGGAUAUCCCCACCUGCUGUCCCAACGCGACAGAUGACUCGAUGUGCUGCCGUGCCCCUUAUGAGUGCCAUUGCCAGUCCUGUGAUGUGCCCAUCAAGCAGGUGAUGCUCAGAGGAUUCCAGCUGGUGGGAGGCAUUGGACUCUUCUUCUCCUUCACUGAGUUCCUGGGCGUGUGGCUCACAGUGCGGUACAGGAACCAACGGGACCCGCGGGCUAACCCCUCCGCCUUCCUGUAGUGGGGCGGCAGUGGCCCUCUCACUACUCUUACUAACAUAUCAGGUCAUUGGCUUCCUCAUUGCUAAGCGCUUUCGACACCAGAUGGACCCGAGAGCUAACAUUGAGAGUCUACUCCGAUAAAGAACAAUAGCAAGAGCAACAGUCCACCUCAUCCAUCCCAUCCACAGCCUCCCAUUCUUCCAUCCCCUCCUGGUCCUCUUCCAUCUCAUCUCCCUUCUUUCUCAACAUUAUCUUUUCCUAUCCUUGCACUUCCCUGCUCCAAGAAGUCCACCACCACCAUCACUACCACCACUGGCUGGGUAGCUUGUGGGAAGAUCUCGGCCAACCCUUCGUGCUGCCAUCAUCUGUAUUAAAUUAUUCCAUUGGUCUUUACCAGCCCCAAAUAGAAAGAAAAAUUUGCCUUAUUUUUUAGUCAUUUAUAGCCAUAAGUAAUUUCCUCAGUUUUUCAGUGUGCAAUAUUAUUUAAUGAAGUUUUCCUGCCCUAGGUUUAAAUUUUUUCAAUGCCAUAUCAGAUUUUUAAUGAUAAUUUAACAAAUACAUGUUUAUAUCACUCAUACUUACAUAACCUACAUACAUACAUUUACACAUACCUUAUCCAUGCAUUUAUCUGUAUGCAAUUAGGAUGUCAGCAUUUGGUGGAAGAAAAGAUAAAAAGAAGGAUUCAAAACUCAAGAUAAUUCAGUGUUUAUUCCUUAGUUUGUUGUGAUGAAGUCUCAAAUGCAUUACUGUAUCUUGUCAAUGAACAUCACACUCUCCAUUAUCUGUAACCCAUGAGUAGUACUGUUACAAGCAGCCCCCUCAGUGUUCAUUGGCAGCACAGUGUCUCCUAGGGGUGACUGUGGUGCCAGGGUGUCUGUGCUCAGGCUGUCCAUGCUGUGAGGUGCUGUGCAUGACUUGUAUACUUCCUCUUGUGGUUUUAGUGGAUGAGUUAUGUGUGCUGGAUAAUGCUUAGUUUAUUAUUGAUUAUGUUAACUAAUGCUACUUGUGUAUUAAUUGCAGGUAAUGCUAUGUUUCUUCAAUUAUCCCUGCUACAAAUAUCAAUGCUAAUACUAAUACUACUACCACUACAGUCUGUACUAUUACUUCCGUAUCAGUCAUUCACUGUGUUGAUAUCUGAGGUCUUUGAGGUACAGGCUCUUUGUUCAUUGUGUUAGGUAAUGAAGUUUUAUCUCAUGUUGUCUAAUAGAAUUUUUCUGCUUCUUGCUAUAUACAUAAAUGUAAUGUUUUUUAUAUCUUUGAACUCUUCCAGAUAUCUCAACCAAAGGUUUUUUAAACUGGAUUGAAUGAUAUAUGAACAGUUUUAAAAUCAGAUUGUAUAAUUUACAGAUUUUAAACCAGAUGGAAUGAUUUAUGAAACUUUCUAAACCAGAUUGAAUGUUUUAUGUAGCUUGGAAACCAAAUUGAAUAAUAUAUGAAGCUUUUCAUCCAGAUUGAACUGAAGAUGCUGUAAAUUUUUUGUCUGUGUGUAGCUUUGUUUGAGGGGACGACCAAGCAUUGGUGUGUUCCAAGUCAUUUGGUAAUGUUGAGGUGUUGAGUACACCACCUUGAGGAGAUGUAGUGAUUCAGUGUAUAAUGAUAGAGUUGGUGUGUGUCACUGAGCACCACCAAGGAGGUAAUAAGGGUGGCUGUCUUCAGAGGUAAAACAGCUGACACCAAGGUUUUUAUUGUAACCAUUUGCCAUCUGCACCUUUUAAUAUUGGGUAAAUCUACUUGUAAGAGAGGAGCUACAGUGGAACAUUAGUCAGGAGUUUGAGUAGUGUGCUGGACUGGAUGUAACAUUUGUAGUUUUAGCCACAACUCACUAAAGGGUCUUGCUGAAAAUAUGCUUUCUGCUCAGUUAUCUAUACUGUAUGUUAAUUAGGUAAUGACUAGUUUUUUGAGUAGGGAAGAAAUAGAGUUAGACAACCUAUAUGGAUCAAAGUGAAUGUGCCUAAAUGACAUGGAAACUUGGUUAUGUCUCAGUAUAAAUGUGACAAAUAUAUAUUGUUUGUAUCAAGUAGGUGAUUAAAAAUUUUAGAUUGUCAUUAAGUGACCUUGACAGUAUUGUGAAAUAGUUUUAUAUUUUAUCUUUUGUGUGAGCCACAACAUCAUUCUUUUGGUAAGAGCCAAGCAACACAGCUGCAUGGAAGUGUUCAGGUGAGGGAGGAAAGGAUUUUGUACAAGGUUAAGUUGGCAACCAAAACACUGGAUCCUUGUUUUAUUAUUGGAAGGAGGAAGUUUUAAUGAGAACAUCUUGUAGUCAUACACUUAGUGUGGCAGCAACACUGUCACCUUGAAGUUGAUUGGCUUCAAGACACGUCAAAAUGAGACCCAUGUGUUUAGCUUCCUUUAUGCAUCCAUGUUGCAUUACUGGAGAGUAUGGAGAGGUAGCUGUAGUGUGACUGGUACCUGCCAAAGUGUUGCCAAUACUUGCAUUCCAUGACAUACAUGCCAGUAGUGGUUUGGGUGAAGUGUGAGGCAUCAGUGUGUUAGGAUGUGGUUAAGGGUGUGAUGUGAGACUGAGUGUAUAUAGUGCAUAAAGGGAACUCACUGUGGAGCAAUGAGUGGUCUUGUGUGUGCUGCUGAUGUGAGCUCCAGGAGGGCAUUAACCUGAAUAUCUUAUUAUGCACCACCUUACUAAUAGAACCAAAAACAAUCACAAACCAUAAGUUAUCCCCAGGAGGUACUUCAUCCUUCCACAUAAUUGAGUUGCAUGAAAACCUUACAAUUUGAAGCAAUUUCCCAUUUUACUCAUCACUGCCAGACUGUAUCUCCCAUUUUCCCACCAUCUUAAGGAGCUUGCACAGUAGAAUGCAAGAAAGACCACCUCACUUUUGAGUUGCCUGCCACAGUGCAAUGCUGCUGAAAGGCUGUGGUAUCUCGCUGCUGCUGGUGAGGCACUCGGAAGCCUUUCACGUGCAGUUGGGUCUUGCAGCAUUUUACAAUCCAGUGCAAUAUUUUUAGGGUUGGUUUAGCAGUGGUGGAAGACAUGCUUGUCAAUUUCCACAGUAACAUUUCAGUGUGGUCUUUUGAGAAGGUUCAGUGGCUUUGGUUUGGUUUGUCACACUCACCACUUGCUCUGCUUCCCCUCACUGCUUUGCUCACACACUGCCCAAGCACCUGUACUCUCUGUGUGCCAAUACUGUUUCCUCCUGCUUCUUUUCCCUGCUUGAUCUGAUGCUUGGGGCACGCCACUUAAACGUUCCCCAGACACUUAAAUUUUCACCCCACUGAAAAAACGAAGGACUUGAAUGUUAGUCAGAGAGAAUAAAGAGUAACGUUUGCUCCCAGCGUUAAUCUAAGUUAUUAUUUGCAAUGUACAUGAGACAUUCCAUUCUCUUUAAGUUGCAUGAAUUCCUCUCACUUAUCAGUUGAUCCCUGCUACAUGAGGACAAUAGUAAUGGUAACAAUAGCAGUAACAAGCGUUAGACUAGACUAGUCCUGCGAUGUAUGCUUAUUUUGGGUGGUAUACAUACAUACAUACAUUGUUUAUAUGAAGAGUAUUUAAAGAAGAAAAACAGUAACAAUGCUUCCUGUAGUGUGAUAUGAAGUAGAGGAUUAUACAUGUUGAUUGUUGUUUGUUUGCUAGUUUGUUGGCCAGCGUUUGCAGUGGUGCUUUUGUUUGCCGUUGUUUUUUUGUUAUUUUUAAACAUUACCGUCACUUCACUGGUUGGGGAUUUGAAUUCUUGCUGCAUCUUUCCCUCUGAGUCCUAAGAGACUUGCUUGUUCUGUUGUUUAUUUAUUUAUUUUUUUUGUUUUUGUUUUUUUUUUGUUUUUUUUGCAGGUCAAUUUAAGAGAAACUUGCGUGUUGAAUUUUACUGUUGUUGUUUAAGAGAAGUUUGCCUGCUGUGUUCCUAUCUUUUGUUAUCUUUCUUUGACAUGGGAAACUGAUGGUGGCUGAUGGUGGCAUGUCUGAGAGUACAGCAGGGACUCAGAGCUGUGUUAGGACCACUCCUUGUGUGUGUGUGUGUGUGUGUGUUUUGUCCUUUAUCCAUAUAUCAUUGUUCUCUUCAUUACCUUCAGAAUCUUUGUAUUUUCUUCUUUUAGCUGAUUUAUUUAUUUAUUUUUUUUAUUAUUCUCUUCCUCCAGUUUUAAGAUUUGUAACUUUUGUUGUUUGUUGAUAGCUGUUUCUUCUUAUUCUCUUCUUUUGAACUCAAGAUUUUCACAAUGCGUCAUGAUCCUUAUGUUAGUCUUGAUUCUCUUCUUACCUCAAGAUUCUUUGCAUUUCGCUCCUUUUCUUUCUCUUUCUGUAUCGUUACCAUUCUCUUCCUCUUAAACUUCUCAAUUCUCUCUCUCUCUCUCUCUCUCUCUCUCUCUCUCUCUCUCUCUCUCUCUCUCUCUCUCUCUCUCUCUCUCUCUCUCUCUCUCUCUCUCUCUCUCUCUCUCUCUCUCUCUCUCUCUCUCUCUCUCUCUCUCUCUCUCUCUCUCGUAUUGAACCUGAAUAAUCUAUGUCCUGUAAUCACACCACUCACACUCCACUCGCCCUCUUCUUGGUUUCUCUUCUUAACCAUCAAUGUUUCCUUCUAUUUAUUUUCCUCUCAUCAUUUCUUCUUUCCCUAUUCCUGACACCUACCAUGGCCAUUCCUCUCCUUUCUGAUCCCCUUUCCUUCCCCCUGUAUUCCCUUUCUUUUCCCUCCCAUUCUCUUCACUUCCUUUUUUCCUUUCUUCCCCUCCCCUCCCUUCCCCUCCUGCUGUUGCCAUAUCCCCAUUAAUAACCUCACAGUUUGUAUUUCAGGUAAUUUAAUAAGAGAUGCCAUAUAUUGUAAACUGCCAUAGGUUCUUUUUUCCCUACCCAGUCCAGUUAGUAAUGUUCUAUGCAAACAACACAUUACGUUGCUCUCUGGUGGAAGCUGAUUAUUAUUAUUAUUAUUAUUAUUAUUAUUAUUAUUAUUAUUAUUAUUAUUAUUAUUAUUAUUAUUAUGGUCGUCAAAAUUUGAAUUAUCUCGGUAUUUGCAUUCUUUUCCUUGCUGUUACUUAGUUCUUGUUAUAAUUAACUCAAAGGUAUUUAGAAGAUUACACAACUAUCUAAAAUCUAAAUUUAUUAAUAUAUAUUUUCAUUGUCUAGGAAUUUUGUUUUUAUGUGGGAUUCUUUGCCAAUUCCCCUUUAGCAGAUGUAUUUAUCAUUAUAUUAUUCUGUUGUAUUAUUAGUAGUAUUUUUGGUGAGGUGUGCGAGUGAUAGGGAAUCAAUCGCCUGAAUGCUCCAGCGUGGCCAUGGCAACGUGUCCGAUUCGGUGGUCGAUUCUCGCUGGUAUGUCCUAGUAAUUAUAAUUCUGACAGCCACGCCAUCAGUUUUGCCACACCAUUUGUUCAUUACUUAUCUUGUAUUCUAAUUAGUCAUAAGAUAUUUAAAUUUAAAAGUGAUACCUUUUUUUUUUAGUAAAAAAAAUGAGGUUUGGUAUAAUUUUGUAGGCGUGCCAGAACAAUAAGCCAGCUGUUAAGUGUUCCAGUGUGGUGUUUCCUUCUAGUCACAUUAAUCCACCUGUGUUUCUGGAGCCACGUGAACAAGUAAAAAUAAACGUUUAUUCCUAA